Messenger RNA from Aspergillus homomorphus CBS 101889, 2916 nucleotides. RefSeq names its product mannose-ethanolamine phosphotransferase GPI13. Gene Ontology annotation, molecular function: mannose-ethanolamine phosphotransferase activity. Gene Ontology annotation, cellular component: endoplasmic reticulum membrane. Lineage: Eukaryota; Fungi; Ascomycota; Eurotiomycetes; Eurotiales; Aspergillaceae. Gene Ontology annotation, biological process: GPI anchor biosynthetic process. The record is from RefSeq and is a predicted model, not a curated record. The transcript has a single exon. Bases 1 to 2916 code for a protein of 971 amino acids.
AUGGUUUUGGAAAAUAAGUCUACUUGCGACGUGCUCCCCUUCUCCGAUACAGGUGCCAAGAAAGUCGACGGCUGUUGGCACAAGAAGUCAUUUGACAAGGCUGUUGUUCUUAUUAUCGACGCUCUGAGAUAUGAUUUCACAGUCCCGGUCAAGCCGACUGUGGAUGUUGGAUCGGAUCCUCUAUUCUAUAACAACAUUCCCGUCCUCUAUGAGACAGCUGUGAACACACCAGAAAAUGCAUUUUUGCUUCCUUUCAUCGCAGACCCGCCAACAACCACCCUACAGCGGCUGAAAGGACUGACAACCGGGACGCUACCUACUUUCGUUGAUGCUGGCUCAAACUUUGCUGGGACAGCCAUUGACGAGGAUAACAUAGUUGCUCAACUUCGCGCCGCAGGAAAAACUCUGGUGCAAUUGGGUGAUAAUACGUGGCAAUCGCUCUUCCCAGACUACUUCGAUGCGAAUUUGACACGCCCCUAUGAUUCAUUCAAUGUUUGGGACCUGCAUACUGUCGAUAAUGGUGUGACGGAGCAUCUCCUCCCUCUUCUUCAUCCUGCAAAUUCCACUAAGUGGGACGUCGUCUUCGGACACUAUCUCGGUGUUGAUCAUGCGGGCCACCGAUACGGACCCAACCACCCAGCAAUGGCGGCGAAGCUUCAACAGAUGGACCGACUGAUUCGUGAUGUAAUUGCAAAAUUGGACGACAAGACGCUUUUGGUAGUUAUGGGGGAUCACGGCAUGGAUGCAAAGGGCGACCAUGGCGGCGAAUCGGACGAUGAGGUGAAUGCCGCUUUAUGGAUGUAUUCCAAGAAAGGCGUGUUCGGACGUACAAGCGCAGAUACUGUCAAGCCGCCCGCUCAAGCCAGCGACCGAUUCGUUCCACAGGUGGAUCUUGUGCCUACCCUGUCACUUCUUCUUGGAAUACCUAUUCCUUUCAAUAAUCUUGGCUCGCCUAUCGAGGAAGCAUUUGUUGGGCCUAAUGGCAACAACUGGAAAAACCUUGUGACAGUGAACCGUUUGGCUUCGGCUCAGAUCAAACGCUACCAAGAGGAGUAUGCAAAAGUACGCGGGGCGGAGGAUGGCAAUAGCCUUCAGUCUAUUGAGUUGUGGGAUGCAGCCGAGAAUGACUGGCAGAAUAUUCCCUGGGUGGGGAAAUCUAACCCUUCAACCCUGCGUCCUGUGUACGACGCAUACAAGCAAUACCAGCGGAAGACCCUUCAAGUCUGCCGCGGGCUAUGGGCAAACUUUGACGGAUGGAGCAUGGCUCAGGGUAUCGCCGUGCUCUUUGCCGCAAUUGUCUUGCUGGUUUUCUAUGCGCGAGGUCUCAGAACAGAGCAGACAGAGCUUACAAAUGCCCUACUUGCUGCUGUUGGACCAGGCGCUGGAUUGGGUGCUACUGCUGGUGCUUUGGCUGGGCUUCUCGGCGUGGUAGCUGGUUCGCUGGUUGAAGUAUCGGUCUUGCUUGCUGCCACAGGAAGCAUUCUCAGCGCAUCGUGGACGAUGUUCUCCGUCCCUAAGCAAAUAAAACUACCUCUUCCCAAGACAUUGUGGGGUUGGCUGGCUGUCAUCUUCACCGUUGCACAAUCAGUCGGCUUCGCUUCCAAUUCUUAUACUAUUUGGGAAGAUGAAAUACUUUUAUUCUUCCUCUCAACUUUUGGUGUCCUUGCCGGAGUAUCUUCGAUGCGUCAGAAGCUCACCGCUGACCGGGUCUUGGGUGUCUACCAUUCUGUUCUCUUUGUCAUCCUGGGAAGAGUGGCAGCUAUGUCUCGCCUGUGUCGUGAGGAGCAAAUGCCAUUCUGUCGUUCAACGUACUACUCCUCGGCAACGUCUUCGACCUCCGCCCCGUGGCAACUUGUCAUUCCUCUGAUUUUGGCGCUUGUUCUCCCUACCGUUGUGAAAUCCUUCUAUGCGGGGUCAAAGUCAUAUGAGGGUGCUGCUCCUCUCUGGAUCGGGUCUGCGUUCCGACUGGGGCUGUUCUUGGUCGCUGUCUUUUGGAUACUUGAGGGUGCUGAUGACGGCGAGUGGUUGCCCUUAAGCAAGGAAACACUGAAGUCAAGCCGGGUCUUUCUGGCCCAGGUUGUCUUAGCCUUGGCUUUUGCUGCGGGGACGACGGCUUUCAUCUACUCGAAGCCAUGUAUCAACAUCAGCGUUAGCCAGGGCAACAAUGAGCCUGAAACGAAAGCCAAGCCAUCCUCUUUCUCAUCUAUGGGAAGAACGACGGUCACAAUUUUGGGUUUUGGUAAUGUCUACGGGACGCGGUACUUCCUUCUGGUCGUCAACUUCUGCCUUGGCAUCAUUCUUAUGCAGAAGCCCAUGGGCCAGGGAGCGAUGGGAUUAUUGCUCUGGCAAAUCCUAUCCUUGCUCGAGAUCCUUGACACCAACGCCCUGGUGACAAGCAAUUCGGCUAUCGGACCGAUCGUACUGGGUGUUCUCGGCUCCUUCUACUACUUCAAGACGGGCCACCAGGCCACGUUGAGCAGUAUCCAGUGGGAGUCAGCUUUUAUUCCCCUGUCCUCGGUGCAGUACCCCUGGUCUCCGAUCCUUGUCAUUCUCAACACCUUCGGCCCCCAGAUCCUCACUGCGAUCGCCGUCCCCCUCACCGUCCUUUGGAAGCGGCCUCUGCAGCUGAGCGACGAAGCCACAUCGACCAGCAAGGCAAACAAUCCUGCGAUUCGAAUCCUCUCCGACACCAUUCAGGCGGCGAGCACCUACAUCCUAUAUUUCGCGACCAUCAACUUGGCAACAACGAUGUGGGCCGGCCAUCUGCGGCGCCACCUCAUGCUGUAUCGGAUCUUCAAUCCCCGCUUCAUGAUGGGCGCAGCUGUGCUGGCUGUUGUUGACAUUGUUCUGAUCUUGUUCUCCGUGGCUGGUGUCCGGUGGAGCAUCGUCAGCGUUGGCGAUAUCUUUGGGUGGUAA